This is a messenger RNA of Vidua macroura (Pin-tailed whydah), 2227 nucleotides long. RefSeq names its product RFT1 homolog (gene RFT1). Bases 1 to 1620 code for a protein of 539 amino acids. NCBI's taxonomy places the organism in Eukaryota, Metazoa, Chordata, Aves, Passeriformes, Viduidae. The transcript is spliced from 13 exons. The record is from RefSeq and is a predicted model, not a curated record. Gene Ontology annotation, biological process: dolichol-linked oligosaccharide biosynthetic process; glycolipid translocation. Gene Ontology annotation, cellular component: endoplasmic reticulum membrane.
AUGGCGGCGCAGGACGUGCUGGGCCAGACCGCCCGGCUGGCCUCGUCCAGCGCCCUGCUGCAGGUGCUGUUCCGGGUGGUCACCUUCGGGCUGAACGCCUUCACGCUCCGCUACCUGUCCCGGGAGCUCAUCGGCGUGGUCAAUGUCAGGCUGACUCUGCUGUACUCAACAGUUGUCUUCCUCGCCAGGGAGGCGUUUCGCAGAGCUUGUUUGAGUGGGAGUGCCAAGAGAAACUGGACCAAAACAAUUAAUCUCCUGUGGCUGACAGUCCCUCUUGGUGUGUUUUGGUCUCUUAUCUUGGGCUUAGUCUGGCUACACUUGCUUGAAGUACCCGACCCUUCUGUGGUUCCUCACUAUCAGGCUGGUGUAGUGGCAUUUGGCCUUUCUGCCAUUAUUGAACUCCUGGGAGAGCCAUUCUGGGUUUUAGCACAAGCUCAUUUGUUUGUGAGACUUAAGGUAAUUGCUGAAAGCCUUUCAGUAGUGUCAAAAUGCAUUUUGACAGUUACUUUAGUAAUCCUUUAUCCUCACUGGGGCCUUUACAUUUUUUCCUUGGCUCAGCUUUUAUAUGUCAGUGUUCUGGUAUUGUGCUAUGUAAUUCAUUUUGUGAUGUUUUUGGGAUCUCCUGAAGCCACAAAGAAAUCAUUUCCAGUUGCUAGAGUGAAAGCUUUAUUACCUAGCUUCGUGGAAGAUGAGACCUUUGUUAACUGGAAGGAAGCACGCUUGACAUGGAGUUUCUUCAAACAAUCCUUCUUGAAACAGAUUUUGACAGAGGGUGAACGAUAUGUGAUGACUUUUUUGAACGUGUUAAAUUUUGGAGAUCAGGGUGUAUAUGAUGUUGUGAAUAACCUUGGUUCACUGGUGGCCAGGUUUAUCUUCUUGCCUAUUGAGGAGAGCUUUUAUGUAUUUUUUGCUAAAGUGUUGGAAAGAGGGAAGACUGUAAAGGAUCAGAAGCAGGAUGAUGUUGCUAUGGCUGCAAAUGUAUUGGAAUUGCUGCUGAAACUUGUGCUCCUGAUUGGCCUCACCAUUACUGUUUUUGGCUAUGCCUAUUCUCAGCUGGCUCUGGAUAUUUAUGGAGGCUCAAUGCUCAGUUCUGGAACAGGUCCAGAUCUCCUCCGGUGUUACUCAUUGUAUGUCCUAUUUCUUGCUGUCAAUGGAGUAACAGAAUGUUUUACAUCUGCCUUAAUGUGCAAAGAAGAAGUGGACAGGUACAAUUUUGUUAUGCUGGCCUUGUCUUUCAUAUUUCUGUGCAUCUCUUAUUUCCUGACCCAGUGGUAUGGCAGUGUGGGCUUUAUCCUUGCCAACUGCUUCAACAUGGGCAUCAGAAUAGCUCACAGCACGCACUACAUCCAUCACUACUUCAGAGAAAGCACCCACAGACCCCUCACAGGCCUGCUGCCCUCACCAGCUCUGCUGCUGCUUUACAUCCUCAGUGCUGUGGUCACUGCUUUCUCAGAGGUGUUGUUCUGCUGUGACAAGGGCUGGAUGGCCAGGCUGAUCCACAUCAGCACGGGUGCCCUGUGCCUUGCAGCAACCCUGGUUACGAUGUUCUGCACAGAGACCAAGCUCAUCCACUUUGUCAGGAGCCAGUUCCUCUCCCGUUAUCUGAAGAAAGGAACAUGACCUGCUCCUGUGCAGAACAAACAGUUCUUGUAUGUGCUUGCAGGAAAGGGCUGUGUUUUUUUCCAUGAGAUCUAUAUGGAAGAAAGGUUUCCACUUGUGUUUGAAAGCAUUGAUAAGGGAGUGGCAAUGUUGACAACUGCCACAUGAAUAUUAUUUUGUCUUCUGAACUGGUCAGUAGAGCAGAAGAGAGGUGAAUAAUUUUCUCUUUAUGAAUCGUUCUUGUCUAAGCUUUUCUUCAAACAGCCUCUGAAGAUCUAAGCUGCACCCCCUGACAUAACCUGGUUGACAGACUGCAUGUGGAGAGCUCCCCUUCCUGCCACUGGGCAGUGUAGGAAGGUGUGAUGUGGUUUAGAAGGCUCUUAUUUGGCAUGGGUGCUGCUUAACUGGGGAGAAGAUGGUCAGGGGAGAAAACCCCAAAACCAACCACAACAAUGAAUGCCAUAAAAAUACCCAGAAGCUGAGGAGAACCCUAGAGCAAGGACCAACCCCAGUGUGAGUGUUGUGGAGCAGAACACAGUGUGGUGCAGAGGGAUUGAGCUGUCACUGUUUGAAGUGCAAAGUGGGGAACAGAAGAUCCUGGCGUUUACAAGUAAAUUAAUGCAAGACA